AUGGCAAUCGAAUGUUUGGAAAUGUUCCAUGGAAUCGAUCGAACUGCAUUCAGGAUGCUAUCACAAGUCCUUCACCGUGAAGUUAAACAGUCCUUGAUGGUCAUGGCAUUUCUUCUGUCAAUGGAGAGCAUGGGACUGAGUGGUAUUGUGCAAACAACCAUAAAAAAGGAAGGCUGGUUUAUGAACAGUCUUGCCGAGAAUUGUGUCAUUUGUUUGCAAUGCCUACUAUCUCCAGAGUUCUCAGGGGUUGUGGAGAAAUCCAGAAAACUCGAAACCCUCGGACACGCAUUGAAAACUGAGCUCACCUUAUACCAGGUUCAUAGGAUAAGAUCCGUCCUCCUAAUGAUAAUUCCCGAUACCCUCUCAAACAUUUGCUCUAGAAUUCUAGGCGACAUAACAAUGGAUGCCGUGUGGUUGGAGUAUCAGAGGAAUCCUAAAAGACUAUUGGGUUUCAACACACAGGACCAGUGCAUAUCAGUUGCACCAGAGGAAUUCAGUAGACAUAACAAUGGCCGAAGAAUGCAUAUGCAACAAGGAGAAAGGCAAAUUGAGCAAGAUAAGGGAAAGCAGAAGUACGUCUGCAAGGAGCUAGAUGACACUGAACGUCCAAAGACACUGACCGUAUGCUUCGGUCGAGAGUCUAUGCCCACUGCAGAUGGCAUUGCUGAGUUUUUCAUGCCUCGGAGGAACAGACUCGGGUGA
Arachis stenosperma is the source of this 702-nucleotide messenger RNA. RefSeq lists its product as uncharacterized. The record is from RefSeq and is a predicted model, not a curated record. The transcript has a single exon. Lineage: Eukaryota; Viridiplantae; Streptophyta; Magnoliopsida; Fabales; Fabaceae. The coding region runs from base 1 to 702 and encodes 233 amino acids.